AUGUCUUUCCUGGGCGGUUCGGAGUGCUCAACGGCAGGAAACCCCCUUACGCAGUUCACAAAACAUGUUCAAGACGACAAGUCACUCCAGAGGGAUAGGUUGGCUGGGAAUGGACCUGGACGACAGGAGACCAUGCGGUCAAGAGGGAUGAUGGGCGGGCAAGAUCAUAUGAUGGAAGAAUUCCUACAACAAACCGAUCAGAUGCCGCAGGGACCAGCACAACCCUUUGCCAUGGAACAGAUGCGUCGAGAGCUAGAAAACUUCCAGCCAUCUCCUCAGAGGACAGGAUCGCCUGGCUGGGCCGCGGAGUUUGAUCCCGGAGAGCAAGCCCGCAUGGAAGCCGCGUUUCAGUCACCGCCACCCGGCAUGAUGAAGGGUAAUAAUGCCUUCCAGGCAUCGGAAUUCGCACGAUUUCAGCAGAGCAGAGCCGGAGCUGUUUCAGGAACGGCGAGCCCGAUGAUGUCACAGUACCAGAGACCAAUGGCUAGAGGGUAUGGCAUGGGAAUGGGCCAAAUGGGCAUGAUGAACUCAUCAUAUAUGCCUAUGAGCAUGCAACAACAGCCCCAACAACAGCCAAUGGAACAACAGGAUGUUAAAGGCAAGGGAAGGAUGAUCGAAUUGGACGAUCAAAACUGGGAAGCUCAGUUUGCCGAGAUAGAUGCUUCAGGCCAGGAGACCCUGGAUGACAAGGCGAAUGCUGCCAUGGAGAAAGAACUUGAAGAUUUGGAUAGGUCAGUUCCCGCAGAAGCGAACGAUUUUUCAGAUUUUGAGAAUGUGUGGAGAGGAAUUCAAGCUGAGACCGCUGCAAAUAGACAACUGGUGGACCAGGACGAGAAGAUCGAAAACAUGGCGAUGGGCGACUUCAGCGAGUGGGAGAAUUUUGAUAGUGGGUUGAAUACCCAUAAUUAUAGGGACCCACAGCUUGGAGAUUAUCUAUUCGAAGACGAAAACGCGUUCAGGGCUGUUGGCAACCCGUUCGAGGAGGGAGUACGAAUUCUGGAAGAGGGUGGGAACCUAUCUCUUGCCGCCCUUGCGUUUGAAGCUGCUGUUCAGAAGGAUCCGAGUCAUGUCCAGGCGUGGACUAUGUUGGGGUCGGCACAGGCGCAGAAUGAGAAAGAAAGCCCGGCUAUCAGGGCGUUGGAGCAAGCAUUGAAGCUAGAUGCCAAUAACCUCGAUGCACUCAUGGGCUUAGCAGUAUCAUAUACCAACGAAGGAUACGACUCGACAGCCUACCGAACCUUGGAGAGGUGGCUAUCUAUCAAGUACCCUCAAGUUAUUGACCCCAAGGACAUCGGAACUGAAACUGAGAUGGGAUUUACCGACCGACACCUAUUACACGAGAAAGUGACGGACCUUUUCAUCAAGGCGGCACAACUAUCGCCACAUGGUGAGCUUAUGGACCCUGAUGUACAGGUUGGGUUGGGUGUUCUAUUCUACGGCGCAGAGGAAUACGACAAAGCUGUCGACUGCUUCUCUGCUGCCCUCGCCUCCACUGAAUCAGGAACCUCAAAUCAAAAAGGACAGAUCCAUCUACUCUGGAAUAGGCUUGGUGCGACCCUCGCAAACUCCGGCCGAUCAGAGGAAGCCAUCGAAGCCUAUGAGAAGGCUCUCACAAUCAACCCCAACUUCGUUCGCGCUCGCUACAAUCUAGGUGUAUCCUGCAUCAAUAUCGGCUGCUACCCCGAAGCAGCUCAGCAUCUACUCGGCGCCUUGUCAAUGCACAAGGUUGUCGAGCAAGAAGGCCGCGAACGAGCAAGGGAGAUUGUCGAGGGAGUCGAUGGUAUCGAUGACGCGGAGCUUGAACGCAUGAUCCACAUUAGCCAAAACCAGAGUACGAACUUAUACGAUACCUUGCGACGAGUGUUUAGUCAGAUGGGCCGCAGAGACCUCAGCGACAUGGUAGUCAGCGGAAUGGACGUUUCGGUAUUCAAGGGGGAGUUCGACUUUUAG
This is a messenger RNA of Arthroderma uncinatum, 1950 nucleotides long. RefSeq names its product peroxisomal targeting signal receptor. Gene Ontology annotation, molecular function: protein binding. Lineage: Eukaryota; Fungi; Ascomycota; Eurotiomycetes; Onygenales; Arthrodermataceae. The coding region runs from base 1 to 1950 and encodes 649 amino acids. The record is from RefSeq and is a predicted model, not a curated record. Gene Ontology annotation, biological process: protein import into peroxisome matrix, docking. Gene Ontology annotation, cellular component: cytosol; peroxisomal membrane. The transcript is spliced from 2 exons.